AUGGACUCAACUAUAGAACUCGACGUGUGGUAUCCCUUACAUGUAUUGUACAUUGUCUAUACCUGUAUCAUAUUGCGUGUGUGUGUCCUUAUAUAUAAACAACAGAGUGCGUCACUACUAUUACACACAACACCCUUUCUUCUCGCUGUCGUACUGAUAUUGGCUUCAAUACGUUCAGAACUUCUCGCUUUGCCAAGACUUCUGUACCGAAGAGUGGCAACUUCCUGUGAUUCCAGAUUCAUAUUCCUGCCAGCUGGUCGUGUCAGGAACUCCUUCGAGUGUUUGCGUCAUACAGUUGUGCACGCAGCUUCCACAAGCCUCGAAGAGCUGGAGGCCGAGAAGGCGAGACUGAAGGCCCGUCUGGAGGAGACCCGAGAGGCCCUCGUGUGCCGGGUUUGCCUGGACCGCCCCGUGGGAGCUGUCUUCAUGCCCUGUGCCCACCUCAGCACGUGUCACUCCUGUUCUGCGUCCCUUACUAUGUGCCCGCUCUGCCGGACGCCCAUCCACUACGCCGCCGCUGUUAUCAUCGACUAACGGGGGUGAAAGGGCGGUACCGGUUGUACAGUUUGUUGUCUUCGUAAACUUACACAGGCGGGGGAGAGGAAAUAACUUGAACGGAAUAUUCUACACUUUGUA
Messenger RNA from Penaeus monodon (black tiger shrimp), 636 nucleotides. RefSeq names its product E3 ubiquitin-protein ligase XIAP-like. The transcript has 3 exons. Lineage: Eukaryota; Metazoa; Arthropoda; Malacostraca; Decapoda; Penaeidae. The coding region runs from base 1 to 534 and encodes 177 amino acids. The record is from RefSeq and is a predicted model, not a curated record.